UAUAGCAUUUGGCCGCGAACACUGCUCUCACAGGCAUCUUAGGAUAAAAUUUUCUCAGUUUAUUUUUAUUGUAACUUUUAUGGUGAAAAAUAACUGUAUGAAGAAAUCAAAAAGAGCAUUUCGAAACUUGUCGUUUUUAAUUUCAAGAAGUUUUCAUAGAAUUAAUUGAUAUAUAUGUUGUGCAACGCGCAAUAUGAUGACUUUCUAACGAAGACCAUUGGUGCCAUAUUCAAUGACAGCAAUUUCAUCAACGUCAGUCGACAAUGUUGCCAUGUUCACCAAAACGAAAAUGUGUUUUUGUUAUUGGCUUUAUGAUAGGCUUCGCUACAGCUCUACUCAUAUUUUCUGUGGAUGAUGAGCAUCAUGACAGCGGAAUCUGCGAACCUCAUUAUUCUUGGUUAUGCAAUGACCGCCGAUAUUUGUUGAUGCAGAAGCAAUUGUUGUCAAAGCCUGGAAAAAGUAUACAAGAAGAGAUAACGGGUUUUGGUUCACAGAUGAAUGGAGCCCAAUUAAAUGUGAAAGCCAACUCGACCUAUGACAGCUGGUUGAAAGCUCAAAAUGUUACAACAACGAAUAUAGAUAUGGAUCUUAAACAAUAUGGGCCCAAAGGAAAGGCUCAAAUGGCCAAAAAAGUUCUUGAGUCAGAAUGGCUCAAGUCUAAAAUUCACGUUACGUGUAUUGUUUUCGUUGAAAAAUUAAAAAGAGCUGAGUCAAUAGUUGACUCCUGGGGAUCGAGUUGCAAUAAAUUGUACUUUUUUAGUGACCGCCUCAACGACACAAAGUUAUCUGUACUACAAUUUCCCAUAAAGUUGGUGUCCUCAUGGCAAAUGUUAUGUGAAACCAUGAAAUAUAUCUGGAAAUUCACAAAAAACUCCGAUUCUUCAGAUAGUGACAAAAUCUUAGAAUGGGCUAUUUUUGUAAAAGAUGAUACUAUGGUGAUACCUGAAAAUUUGAGAUAUCUCGUCGCCUCUUUGGAUUACAACCAAGGACAUUAUCUUGGACAUCCUGUUGUUUUAUGGGGACAGGCUUACAACGUUGCUCAAGCUGGUUUCGUACUUAGUAAACUUGCGUUCCGCAAAAUUGUUGAAAAUUUUAAUACUAGCCAAAAGUGUAUGACAGGAGGAAAAUAUUGGAAAAAGGAAGAUUAUUAUCUUGGUAAACAUUUAGCAUUAUUGGGUAUUCAUCCGUCGGAUACUCGAGAUCACCGUCUCAGGGGUGUGUUCCAUGGUUACGCAUUGCAGACUCUAUUGUGGGGAAUUGCCCGCCCUGGAAGCUAUUUCACAAGGGCUUUAUAUCCACCGGGUCACAAUUGUUGUUCACCUCGAUCGAUAAGCUUCAGUACCUCAGACCCAGAUAAAAUGUACACGGUUAAUUACAUGCUGUAUCAUUUACAUGUAUAUGCAAGACCAGGAAUCUAUGGUAAUGACCCAGCUCCGACACCGAUGCCAGAAGAAGAGGUGUGGAAAUCAGCGCUUCGUGAAGAAUUCAACAUUACAGAUUUUAGUCACGUUGAUAGUGAUCGGUACUACGAAAUUUGGAGUUCGCGAUACUCCGGACCUGAACAGCUGAUCCGUAAAAACAUCUGGAAUCUGAAAAAUCGUAGACGACUUUCAUCGUCUGACCAUAGAACCAAAAGCGUAAAUGAUAAUUGAUAGUCUGCAUUCCCAAAAUGCAAUAAUAACCGAAAAGAGCAUUUACCAGCCUGAAGCCUUCAUGAAUUGGUAUCAUAUGAUGUGAGCUACUGCGAACUCUCCAAGAAAGCAGUAUGAUUAGAUCGUAAAAUGUGAUUUGAUCACAACACAAUCCAGAAAUCAGAGAAAAAGUGUCGAUAAAAUGCUGGAAACUGUUUUUACGGAGUUAAUUGACUGCGUUGGCAAGGCUGAUUAACUAAAAACCUUGGCCUAUGCUGAAUAGGUAACUCAAUACGUUUUCGUUCAAUAUGCUUCCCUGGGCUAACUUCACUUUUGCGAUCCAUAAUCUUCUCCUAACUAAAAACAAGUGGUGUGCAAUCAUCGAACUUCGAGAUUUUUAUUGUUAUUUUAUUUUCAUGGUAAUACUGGACGUUCAUUUAGGUGAAGUUCAGAUAUACAGUGAACAACUUUCGAUACCUUAUACAGAUUAUAGGGUAGCCUGGCAAUAGUCAGAUAAGACUGAAUAACUCAAGAAACUCUUAUGAGCACGUGCCUAAACUAGAGAAUAUGAAAGAUCGGUGUACUUAAGCCGUUACCGUUUAUACGCGUCAUUCUCUUAUUUCGGUUAACUCGUCCUACAUCCAUUUUCUUCAAGCUUAAUCUAAGUUUCAAUUCAGUUCUUAUGGCGAAGCUAUAUGGACAAAAUCAAACCGAGUUUAGACCGCGUUGAAGGAAACGGCCUUAAGAGAUUUAGAAGAAUUCAGUAGUUUUGAUUAUUAUGAUCAUGAAGUAACGUUUACGCGCAGGCAAACGCUAGUUUUAAUUAUAUUGCGUGUGUGUGAAAAAAUCGAACUCCGUCCAGUGUUUAUGAAAAUGUAUUUUUACUCGGACAUUAUUCUGUAACUUGAGAGAGAUAAUCUUUCAAAUGUUCUGAUAAUUACUCGAAUAGUACAAUUUUUAUCACAAGCGGGCACCGUCUAUGAUUAAUUUUGUUAACAUUUGUGGUAUUGUUUGUUAUUAUUUUACCACAAGUUGUACGAUUUUUGUACAAUUUACAAUUCUAGAGAUCCUUCACUCUUGUUUGGGAUUACAUUCAUUGCAUUUUUACAUUUGAUGUAUAUUUUAUUAAUAUAAAUUAUUGUAACUACUAUCGUCACCGUCUUCGAACUCCAAAAUUAGGUAAAAUGGCUCAGAUAUUUUUUAUUCUGCGUACGAGCAUUACUGUUAUAAAAUUUUAUCCUUUAAAUAAAGAAAAGUUAUAUUUUACUCUUA
Molecule: messenger RNA, 2903 nt
Organism: Venturia canescens
Lineage: Eukaryota; Metazoa; Arthropoda; Insecta; Hymenoptera; Ichneumonidae
Product: C1GALT1-specific chaperone 1-like protein
Exons: 4
Coding region: 264-1652 (462 amino acids)
Cellular component (GO): membrane
Molecular function (GO): N-acetylgalactosaminide beta-1,3-galactosyltransferase activity
Source: RefSeq, a predicted model, not a curated record